Molecule: messenger RNA, 1188 nt
Organism: Baudoinia panamericana UAMH 10762
Lineage: Eukaryota; Fungi; Ascomycota; Dothideomycetes; Mycosphaerellales; Teratosphaeriaceae
Exons: 2
Coding region: 1-1188 (395 amino acids)
Source: RefSeq, a predicted model, not a curated record
AUGGCGCAUGACGAACCUUCUGCACAGUUGCAUCUCGAGCUACGAGAAGCCGUUCAGGCCGCCCUAGCUACUCAUCGUCCCAUCCUACACCACCUCAACGCUGAUACAAGCUGGUUGUUGCAGCUUCCACGACCAGACAGUGCGGUUCGCAAUGGCGGGCGCCUAUACUACAAUAUCCUGAUCGAUCCAUGGUUGGGCGGCUACCAGAUCGACUUCGCUUCCUGGUUCUCUCAGCAAUGGCACCGAGAGCCGUGCGCGGUGGGCAGUAUCGCAGCAGUUGAAGAGCUUGCGCAGGAAAUAGAAAUACUAGCGUCGGGACUUCGAAUUGGGGCUGGCAGGAAAAGCAGUAAGAAUGCCGAGCUCGAGGAUGGCAACCUAGAGACGUUCAUUGAUGCGCUCGCUAUAUCCCACGAGUUUACCGAUCACUGUCACCAAGAGACAUUACUCCAGUUACAUCCGGACGUGCCGGUCUUUGCAGUCAAGGAGGCUGUCAAGGUGAUCCGUGGCUGGCAACACUUCCGGACGAUUACCAAGAUUGACGAAUUUGGUCCGGCUGACGAUGUGGACUGGCGAAGCACAAGUGUGCCACCUCUACCGGAGUGGGUUGGAAUCGGCAGACUGGUGCAGCAUUCAGAUGUUGGCAACCUUCAUUCAGCGUUGAUGAUUACAUUCAACAAUCAGCAUGCUCGAACGAGACUAAGCCACCCUAAUGGUCACAGCCAUGCUCGGAAGCGACAUGCCACCAUCGGGCCGGAUGAGAGUGAAGAGUCUGCGGAAGCGGUGAUCUACACUCCACACGGCAUUGCGGCGCAAGAGCUUUCCAUGGUGACCAGAGCGUCACCGACCAUCAGAACGCUUGCGCUUGUGCACGGCUUGCAGAACGUCCGCCUCAAGCCGACGAAAGGUAUCACAGCAUUGCAGAUCAACCGUGGUGGUCUGAACGGUCUGGAGGCUCAACGAGCGCUGAACGCUCGCUAUUGGGUCUCUACUCACGACGAGAUUAAGAGAGGUCGUGGUUUGAUCGGGUGGUUACUUCAGCAGCAAACCAUCACGCCGAAGGAAGCCUCAUCUCAGUUGCAGAGAAGCGCAGGAGAUCGUGCCGAGGCAGGCACGAACGGGCGAGGAGACGCUUCAGACGACACGCACUGGGUCAGCGUAGGGAACGGCGAGAGCAAGAUUCUGGAGUGA